AUGAGGGGUUUCAUUUUUACUUUGUUUCUCUUCUCUCUCCUGCUUGCCAUCUCAGAAGUGAAGAGUGAAGAAUCCAGGAAGCUCUGCGGGCUCGAGUACAUAUGAACUGUCAUUUACACCUGUGCCAGCUCCCGGUGGAGAAAGCACCUGGAGUCGAUCCCACAAGGUCAGCAAGCUGAGAGAGGAAACCGCUUCCAGCUGCCUAAUGAACAGAUUUCCGAGGAAAGCCCAGUGCAAAACCUUCCAAAGACGGAUUCCUCGGGGGAGGAAAGUCUUCAGGGUGAACAGCUGCCCACAGAAGGGCUUCGGAGGUCAAAGAAGUAUUCGGUGAUGUCAAGACAAGACUUGCAAAAGUUGUGCUGCACCGAAGUCUGUUCCAUGUCUGACUUAAGCGCUCUUUGUUAG
Delphinapterus leucas (beluga whale) is the source of this 405-nucleotide messenger RNA. RefSeq names its product insulin like 5 (gene INSL5). Gene Ontology annotation, molecular function: G protein-coupled receptor binding; hormone activity. NCBI's taxonomy places the organism in Eukaryota, Metazoa, Chordata, Mammalia, Artiodactyla, Monodontidae. The record is from RefSeq and is a predicted model, not a curated record. Gene Ontology annotation, cellular component: extracellular region. Gene Ontology annotation, biological process: positive regulation of feeding behavior.